Molecule: messenger RNA, 2694 nt
Organism: Microsporum canis CBS 113480
Lineage: Eukaryota; Fungi; Ascomycota; Eurotiomycetes; Onygenales; Arthrodermataceae
Product: C6 transcription factor FacB
Exons: 5
Coding region: 1-2694 (897 amino acids)
Biological process (GO): DNA-templated transcription; regulation of DNA-templated transcription
Molecular function (GO): DNA binding; zinc ion binding; DNA-binding transcription factor activity, RNA polymerase II-specific
Source: RefSeq, a predicted model, not a curated record
AUGAAGGUCAUAAAGGUUGGGAGUAAUUCACAGAGCAGAGUUGCCCAGGCUUGUGACCGAUGCCGGAGCAAGAAGAUUCGAUGUGAUGGAAUCCGGCCAUCGUGCUCGCAGUGCACAAAUGUCGGCUUCGAGUGCAAGACCAGUGACAAGCUUAGCAGGCGAGCAUUCCCCCGCGGAUAUACCGAGUCCCUGGAGGACCGAGUACGGUCUCUAGAGGCUGAAGUACGGGAGCUGAAGUCCCUUCUGGAGGAAAAGGAUGAACGGAUAGAUGUUCUCACCAGGCUUCAGUCGUUUUCACUCUCAUCACAAAAGGCGAAUCCCUCUCCGGUGUCGAACAUCUCAACCUCGCCGGCUGGCUUCUAUCCACGGCCGCCCCAGACGUCACGGAAUGAGGGUGAAGACCUCAUAUAUGUCCAGCAGUCGGCACGCUCUCUCACAAAGCCCUCUGAGGAUUCACCCUUCACCGGGCAUUCCAGCACACGAGCUUUCAUAGAGGCAUUUUCUGCUCGCCUCGAAAGAAGUGGCAGGUCUACAACCACAGCCCUGGCAGACGUCUUGCUCUCCCCGCCGUCACUGAAUGCGCGAAGACACGAGGACAUCACUCCGUCCAAAAUCCUUCCUCGUUUGGUGUCGGAUCGACUCUUGAACAUCUUCUUCCAGGAAUGGGCUCCAUUGUACCCCAUCGUACACCGUCCAGCAAUCCUGAAACUAUACAGCAGAUAUACCACGAACCCCGACUCUAUCGAAGCAGACCAUCACGCCUUUGCACAGCUGAACUUGAUUUUCGGCAUUGCUGCCAUCUCAUCCACGUCUCGCGUGCCACAAGAUCCUCUGUUCUUUGAACGGCAUUGGAUACCGAAGCUGAAGCUUCUUGCCAGUGACAUAUCACUAACCACGCUUCAAUGUUAUGUUCUUGCACAAGUUUAUUAUUCCGUGAAAGCAGAUUAUCGAAGUCUCCUUCAUUACAGGGGUCUCGGGGUUUCCAUCUGUCUGCAACUAGGCCUUCACCAAAGCCAAGAGAGAUUCUCACUAAAUCCGCUGGUAAGCGAGACGCGAAAGAGGGUAUUCUGGUGUCAAUAUACACUUGACAGAUUUGGCGCUGCUUUGACGGGAUUGCCCGUAUUGUUAUCUGAAUCAGACAUCUCGACCGAGUACCCAGCGGAUGUCGACGAUGAAAAUGUCACUGAAACGGGCUUCGUCCCAACCAUUCCAGAGGAUCCAACGAGAAUGUCGUCCGCCCUGGCCUUGUUCUCUGUCUCGCGUAUCCUUCACCGGGUGUUGGAAGACCUAUAUCCUUCUCCCACAGGCUAUGAGAUUUCCCUUUCCACAGUGCACUCAUUGGCGGAGGAAUUGGACGAAUGGCUGAAGAAGCUUCCUGCCCACUUGCAACUUACAUUUCUUCUGGACAAGCCCGAUGCCUCAGUGGCAAGCGGCCGAUCAAUAUUGCUGUCAACUGUGUAUUACUUCAUUCGCACCCUCAUCCGCAGGCCUGCGGUCUCAUUUGGCUCAUCCGAUAGCUCAUCGCCAUCGAUGCUCUCCCUUGUAGACUCAGCCAAACACAUCAUCCAACUCCUCAGACUCCUUGAAGACCGAAGAAUGAGCCUUUCAUUAUGCAUGAACAAGCGCGAACUGAUCCUGAUUUCUGGCAUCGGCCUGCUAUGGCAAAACCUGCAUCUAGGCAGGGAUAGCAAGCUAGUCAAAGAUGCACAGAAGAGUCUCACGACAACCGUCUCGCUGCUAGAAAAUGAAUCUAUCGAGGCGGCGGUAGAGUUCAGCUCGCUGAUACACCUGAUAUCGGAGGUUGACAAGCCAAUGCCGGACCGGAGUGGCGGUGUCCCAGAAUACAUGUCAAAGCUGAAAAGGGCUCGUUUAUCCUUCUCUUCCGAGCCCGGUGUGUCUACGCCUGCCCGGGAUGAGCUUCGAAAGGCAAACGCCAGGCCAUCGUCGCCUAAGCUGCCACGCAGUGUUCGAUCUUCGAGCUCACAUAGCAACAGCUCCUGUGAACAACGAGACCAAAUGCACCAUCAACAGCAGGCCCAAGCCCGGUUUCACUCUAAUCAGCCCCCGCCCCUAGACAGAUCCGUGAGUCUAGGCUACGUCCCACAUCCUAUGAAGAAGGAUGACAAGAAGCAGAUGCAGCCAGGCUAUAACCCCCAGGUGGGCAUACCUGAGUGGGAACACGUCCUUACUGACAUUGACAAUGGACAUGCAAAUUUAUUCACAGGGAUAUAUGGUGGUAGCGAAUGCGGCCAGGCUUCUGCAGCAUUCGCUACCCUUGGCUCGAACUAUGCUCCAUCCCAACAGUCAACGCCAGCACUUAGCAUACCUGUUUUGCACUCAUCACCAGAUAGCAUGCACGGCUGGCCACAGGAACCUUGGAACGCGGCACCACGAAAUCCUAUCCCGCGUAGCCACCCUAGUCAAAAUGGCGCCAAUCCAGCGAAUGGGGGUGCGCCUUCAGAAUCUCCAUCAGCGUAUAAUGACGGCAGAAACCUAGAUAUGAGGGACCAGCAUAUGGCGCACACAAACGCUCAUGAUGCCAAUGCCCAGCCUAACGGCCAUAUUAACACCUGUGCACCGCCGUUGAAUCCGUUCGAAGCCAUCGUUAUGCCGCAUAACCUCGAUUCCAUGCAGGGAACGGCUAACUUCAACGUUACUGUCCCUAGUACUUGGGGUCAGCCUUCAGUAAUGUGA